CAAUUGUCGGCUCCGGUCACCCGACACGCAAAAUAACACGAGUUCGUCUAGUUUAUCGGUUUACUUUCCGUUUCGGGAAAUUAACAGUUACGUUUUUUUGAUUUUAAUUUUUUUUUUGGUGUGUAUUUCUGAAUUUUUGUUGUGCUUUUGUUUGUUGUGAGUUUUACUAAUCUCAUCAUACUAUAUCAUAUUGGAUUAAAAUAAAAUAUAUAGACAUGCAUAGGCACUGAAUACUAUACUGAAAUCAUUAUGGAACAGCAAAACUCGGUACGCGGUGACGACGACACUGCUAUCAGGCGUAAAUCGUUGGGUCGACUUAGAGACAUGUCCGUCGCAUGGGACAUAGACCCGCAGGCAAACAAGUACACACGCAACGAUGAUACGGAACCAAGUUGUCCGAGUGGCCGAACCAUUAACCAAGUACCGACAUCGGUAGACGGUCUGGUAGACGUAGAACUUACGCGGAAACCGCCAAAUAUGUCCGUUAUGGAAAUGGAAAGUAUCAAGGAACGAGAGAGGGCGUCAAUGUUAAGGAAGUGUGCUCAACAUCUGGAGUUGGAGAGUGUGAACGGAAAGUACAGCAGAGAAAACUUUAAGCGCGGAAUACUCAAUAAGGAGGUGCUAUCAAUAUUGUUUGAAUUAUUUGACAAAGACAAAGAAAAAGUACUCAUYCAGGAACAAUGGAUACAAUCGUUAAAAGAGAGAUUACUGGAAGAAAAACAAGGAGACUUAGCUGAACAGUUAGAAAKUGUGGCUUACGUGCUGUGCGGUGAUCAACCUAUAAGCUUACAAAAAUUUUAUCAGAUUUUCCAAGCGAAAGGCAUCGUCGAAAAAGUAUUUCGACUUAUUGACAAAGAUUCGGACGGAAUCAUCACGCCAUCACAAGCAAUGGAUUUGAUAACUACGAUUACAUACUCUUGCAGGGUGAAAUCGGGAUUUGACAGCGAGAACCUGAUGUGGCUGGAACAGUUAUUUAGACAAACUGUCGGGGAUGAAAUGGAAAUUAAACGAGACGAUUUCAAUAAAAUUUUAAUCACUAAAAAC
Diuraphis noxia (Russian wheat aphid) is the source of this 1044-nucleotide messenger RNA. Its product is annotated as NADPH oxidase 5-like. Gene Ontology annotation, cellular component: plasma membrane; NADPH oxidase complex. Gene Ontology annotation, biological process: superoxide anion generation; defense response. The record is from RefSeq and is a predicted model, not a curated record. NCBI's taxonomy places the organism in Eukaryota, Metazoa, Arthropoda, Insecta, Hemiptera, Aphididae. Gene Ontology annotation, molecular function: superoxide-generating NAD(P)H oxidase activity; calcium ion binding.